This is a messenger RNA of Fonsecaea erecta, 1932 nucleotides long. RefSeq lists its product as hypothetical. Bases 1 to 1932 code for a protein of 643 amino acids. The transcript has a single exon. The record is from RefSeq and is a predicted model, not a curated record. NCBI's taxonomy places the organism in Eukaryota, Fungi, Ascomycota, Eurotiomycetes, Chaetothyriales, Herpotrichiellaceae.
AUGCUGUUGCAAGAGGUGGUCAUUGACAACGACUCGAACCGGCCGCAGGAACUACAUGAACGGCAUUCCGUCCCGCCCACAAAAAUUUCCAGAUCAGAUGUGGCUUUUCCUUUGGUGACGCCUCGGAAGCGUGCUCCUUCAGUAGCUUCGGUGGUCGACCUUGGGGUGGAGCCCUCACAGCAUGAUGGACAGACGAUAGGUGUGGUAACCAUUCGCGCGGUGGACUCGCCGUGUCUGGACGCCAGAGACUCGUGUCAAGAAACGGAGAUGGGCCUGUCCGGGUCUCAAGAAUGCAGUCUCAAACCUCAGUUGUCGCUGGAUGACCUGCCACUCGAAGUUCAAGGCAAAGUCCUCGACUUUAUCUUCGGGGACAUGCACUCAGUCUAUGCUGGCUCAACGUCGUUGCGGGGCAAGAGUGUCUCGUCCCUGAUGCGACAUCCGCGGCGGAAGGCUGUCUCGGACCUUGCACUGGUUUCACCGACCUGGCGCGAUUUGGUUCAGGAGCGCAUCUAUCGUCAUAUCAAGAUCAAGGGCACUAGGGCCGGACUGAAAGACUCGGAGGUCUUCUUCAGCUCUCACCCUCAUCUGAGGAAGCUUGUUCGGCACAUCGAAUUCUGGGUACCUGUUUGGGGGGACAAGGCCCCUUUCCACGACCUGUCUAUCAACCCUCUCCUCCCCAGGCCGGCGGCAGAGCGCAAUAAUGGCCCUUCGUAUCAGCUUGUGCAGCGAGCAAGUGAAAGAGAUCUGAUCGCAGCCACGGAUGUGCUCAGCUUCAGCUUCACCUUGUGCGCCUAUUCAGCAACACUCUCGGAGAUUUUCUCCCACAUCGACACUUUCUUCCCCUACUCGCGCGUUUUCACACUAGAAGGAGGCCACUGUAAGAAGUCUAACAUGAUACGACACUUUCCCAAAACCCUCUUCCCCAACCCCAACCAGCGUUUGGACAAAUUACCGAAUAUUCGAACCUUCGCCAUGCGCGGUGCCUGGAACAUAAUGCGCAACUAUCAGCACUGGAAGCCAAUCGAGGAUGCUCUGCCGAACGUCGAGGAGUGGCAUUGCGGUUACGCGAAACCCCGUGCUGAAGCGGACGCCACGAUCAACGACAUCCUCACAUACCUCCCUUUGAGACUCCGUCAUGUCAACAUCUCUCUUGACGGAAUGUACAGCAAAGAACCGACAACUUUAGGCUCAAGCUUGAGUGGCCGGCCACCGCAUCUCUGCGAACAGCUGGGACGUGUUCUACCGCAACUCGAAUCGCUCUCGUUCACGGGAAAGAUCUGCGAGUGUAUAUGGACCAGUGCGUGCUCUGCACUCGCCUCUCGAAAAGACAAAACAGAGGAGCCCAAACUCAAACAUUUGGAAAUAGUGGUCAAGUCAUGCUGUCGCCAAAGAGUCACCGGAACCGACCCAAUAACGGGAGAGACAGUCGUUCAAGAGGCGGGUGGGAUCAUCGCUGACGGCGCUGGACUCACAAAUCUCGUCUUUAUCAAGGCUCUUGAACGCCUGGUCUUCAACACGGUCGAAGCGCUGCCUCUGUUCCCGAAUUUGGAGUAUGUGAGAAUCAGAUACAUUGAUCUGGAUUCUCCUUGUACGUUGUUGAACCCGUACUGGCUGAUGGAAAGGGGCAGAGUGUACGGCAUCUGGAACGAGGAGAUCGUGGAGAGGCUGAGCGAACUGAUGCCCGACGUCGGAUACGUGGAGCUGAGCGAAGGAAUCGAGUGUACAGAAGGCUAUUACAAACACAUGUCUUCCAUGUCGGGCUCUUCCAAUCCUCCCUCGACUGGCAUUGGUGACGCAACCUCUUCUCCUUAUGGUGUUCCUUCGCCGGCGGGUGGCUUGGAUAUCGUACCUAGCAUGCUUUGGCCAAAGUGGAAGCCACGGAGCAUCAAGACGAGCAGCUACAAAAUCAUUGCUGAUGUGAGAGGCGGUUGA